AUGAAAUCCCUAAAGUUGCUCAAGCCAAUGAUAGUCAAAGAACUUACAUUAGGCACAACCCACAGAGGGAGAUUCCUCUGCGGGUGGGUGGCUAUCGACGAUGCGUUUUUCGGGAUCGCCUCGACGUCGCUCUUGCUGGAGGAUGUGACAGGCGAAUUGGUGGAAAUUGCAGCCUAUGGACUGGUAGACGAUGACUUAGCACCCCAUGAAAAGCAGCGUAUCGUCUCCAGUCGCUUCCCCAAAGGACAGCCGAUUGUAGUUUUCGAACCGUACUAUAAAGUGAGGCAGGACAUGUCGGAAGGGAUACGCGUAGAACAACCCAAGGAGCUUAUCCCCUCGGGAACGAUUUUUUCGGUUUAUUGA
This is a messenger RNA of Phytophthora infestans T30-4, 363 nucleotides long. RefSeq lists its product as uncharacterized. The transcript is spliced from 2 exons. Lineage: Eukaryota; Oomycota; Peronosporomycetes; Peronosporales; Peronosporaceae. The record is from RefSeq and is a predicted model, not a curated record. The coding region runs from base 1 to 363 and encodes 120 amino acids.